AGUACAAAGCCUCUACCGAUCGUACCUACGAUUGAUUGCCGACUGGCCUGCCGAUUUAGUUCGACCUAAUCGAGAUAUGAAGAAGGUGCUGACAGCUCGAGUGCAAGAGAUGUUUCGUCAGACCGACAACACCGCCGCUCAAGUGGAUGUCGCCGAAGCACGACGACAGCUGGAGGCCUUGGAACGACUUUUGGCCAACGACUUCAAAGAAAAGUACCCAUUGUCGGAUAAAAUUGUUUCACCCGCCAGUAAUCCCAACUACUACUCCCGCCUGGUCGCGUCCCUUGAAGCACAAAAGACAGCAGGCAAGGGAGGCCCAUUUGCGCGGUUUUUUGGCAAGAAUUGAAUACACCCACACCCCAUUGUAUUAUAAAUAGCGAUCAUUUUGUAAAAGACAUAUUUGAGCGAGUCUCAGCGCAUUCGUUUUAAUGAAAAAAGACCCAAGUUUUUGAAUUAAUACUUUUUUCGAUGAGAUAUUUUUUUGUGGCUUUUUUUCGAUGGUGAUUUUUUUUCGGUUCGAGAUACGCAUGAAAAGUAGGAGAGACUAUGUACAAUAAAAACCGGAUGAACAAGCACACUUUAGGUUGUGUAAAGUAAA
Molecule: messenger RNA, 598 nt
Organism: Umbelopsis ramanniana AG
Lineage: Eukaryota; Fungi; Mucoromycota; Umbelopsidomycetes; Umbelopsidales; Umbelopsidaceae
Exons: 2
Coding region: 147-377 (76 amino acids)
Source: RefSeq, a predicted model, not a curated record